Messenger RNA from Amblyraja radiata (thorny skate), 4377 nucleotides. RefSeq names its product cysteine-serine-rich nuclear protein 3 (gene csrnp3). The record is from RefSeq and is a predicted model, not a curated record. Gene Ontology annotation, molecular function: sequence-specific DNA binding; DNA-binding transcription factor activity, RNA polymerase II-specific. Gene Ontology annotation, biological process: regulation of transcription by RNA polymerase II. The coding region runs from base 667 to 2418 and encodes 583 amino acids. Lineage: Eukaryota; Metazoa; Chordata; Chondrichthyes; Rajiformes; Rajidae. Gene Ontology annotation, cellular component: nucleus. The transcript is spliced from 7 exons.
CAGCAUCUGUAGUUCCGUGUGUUGGCUGCUGUGGUGAUGUGGAGGCUGUGCACAUUGCAUGGCCGGGCGAGCUGAAGACAGCGGCAGUGCUGGGGAACAAAGCCGAGUGUGGAGCUCAGCCAUCGACUUGGGCGGCUCACGUUGCAGCGCGCUGCCGCUGCGGUGCGGGUGCGGGGAGCGCAGAGCCGUCAGCCUCUCUCCCCCUUCCCACUCUCUCUCCUCCUUCCCAUUCUCCCUCUCUCUUCCCUUCCUCUCUCUGCUCCCUCCCUCCCUCCCUCCCUCUCUCUGUGCCGCGGCUACAACACUGCUACAACCAAAGAUACUAGCUACACUGUCGCACUUGGCGAGCGGAUACUCCGACGCUCCGCAAGGAGGGAGCCUCCGAUGCUCAGAGUCGAUGUCGGCGACACCGAGGUGAGGAUCGGGGGCCUCCGGCAGCGCUCCGUGCCCGGGGAGGGGAGGACACACACACACACACGAUGAAAUGCAGAGCUGCAAGGACAGAGCAGGAAUAAGCGAAACAUGUCAACGGGUGUGGGUCGGAUUUCACAGCGAGCUGAGAAACAACAAUGAUAGAAGAAUGAAAGCAGAAGAAAUUGGAGGCUAACCAGGAAAUUGCCAUUGUUAUAAAGAUUUUCAAGUCGCUGUAGAUCAUUUGAAAGCACCAUGAGCGGGAUUUUGAAGAGAAAGUUUGAAGAUGUUGAAGGGACCUCCCCAUGUUCAUCCGUGAGGGAGUCCGAGGAUGAGGUCUCUGGGAGCGAGAGUGCCGAGAGUGGAGAUAGUGUCAACCCGUCCACUUCCAGCCACUUCACUCCAUCAUCGAUCCUGAAACGGGAGAAGAGGAUGAGGAGGAAGAGCGUGCGCUUUGACUACGUGACUGUGUACUACUUCACGCGGAGGCAGGGCUUCACCAGUGUUCCCAGCCAGGGAGGGAGCACUCUGGGCAUGUCCAACCGGCACAAGUGUGUGCGGCAGUACACCCUGGGUGAAUUUGCACUAGAACAGGAGAGACUUCACGGAGAGAUGCUGAAGGACCAUCUCAAGGAGGAAAAGCUGAACUCAUUGAAGCUCAAGUUGACAAAGAAUGGAACAGUGGAGUCUGAAGAAGCCAGCACACUUACACUGGAAGAUAUUUCUGAUGAUGACAUUGAUCUGGACAACACGGAAGUCGAUGACUAUUUCUUCCUACAACCAUUGCCGACCAAGAAGAGAAGGGCUUUGUUACGGGCGUCUGGUGUCAAGAAGAUUGACGGAGAGGAGAAACACGAGCUUCGUGCAAUUCGAGUUUCCAGAGAGGACUGCGGCUGUGACUGCCGAAUAUAUUGUGAUCCUGAACUCUGUGCUUGUAGUCAAGCGGGAAUUAAAUGCCAGGUGGACCGCAUGAGUUUUCCGUGUGGAUGCACCAAGGAAGGUUGCAGUAACGCGGCGGGCAGGAUUGAGUUCAACCCUAUCAGGGUAAGGACGCACUUUCUGCACACCAUCAUGAAGCUGGAGCUGGAGAAGAGCCAGCAGCAGCUGGACCUGGAGAAGGGACUGUCGGUGGGAGAGGUGAACGGGCACUCUGCCCAUCUAUCCCGCCCGUACUCGGCCACUGAGACCUUUGAGGUGGACAACGAGCCAGAGACGGCGGUGAUGCACCUGCAGUCGGCGGAGGAAAUGGAGUGGCCUGAGGAGGAGGAGGAAGAGGAGGAGGAUGGCAGCAGUCUGUGCAGCGGUGUGACGGACUCCAGCCUUCAGAGUCUGGCUGCCAGCGAGUCAGACGACGAGGGAGGGGGCAAACCCUCGUCUGUCCCCGCCCCCCCAGCACAGCCCGACACCCUCUCCCUCCCCUCCGUGCUGUGCUACGCCGACGGGACCUCGCCCGAGGCCGCUUCCUACUACGGCAACCCAUCCGCGCUCUACUAUCAGAUUGACCGCAACUCAGCUGCCAGUGCCGUUAGCGCUGACGACAGCGCCUCGCCCGCCUCCACGGAGCGCAGCGGUGAGCCCUUCUGUGUGGAAGCCACCUUGACCUCGAACUACAGCGAGGGGAGCCAGGAGAACGGGGCGCUCUCCCUGGUGCCCUACGGCUCAGCGGCAGAUCAGUACAUCGAGUACACCCCACAGCCAGAGGGAGGCUUCGGCGGUGCCCACUACCCCAUCCCCACCCCCUCCGUGAUAGUGUGCCGCCCCUCGGUUCACGGAAACAUCGCCCAGUGCAACGGUCUGUACUCAGACCAGCAGCCAGGACACUCCCGAGCGGACCUACAGAGCUACUUAACUAACCACGUUCAGGAUGACUACACCGCUGCUGCCGCUGCCGCUGGAGACCUGUACUCCCCCAAGCAGGUCCUGGACAAUGCCAUAAUCCUCCCAGAGGGCAGCGCCUUGCUAGAGGAAACCAUCAAAGCCUCAGUCGUGGAGACGGUGUUUGUUUAGCUUGCUCCCUCGCUCUGUACGCUUUGUCCCUCCCUCCGCACCGGUCAUUCAGAACGGGAAAGAUUUACAACAUGAACGUUUACAAUUUUUAAACACUCAACACCUUUCCUUUGACUGAUCAGAGGCCGAGAUGAAUGCCACUGGACGGCAGUGGUUUACUGACUGCAAUCAGAAAUGAGUUUCAUGUGAGACACUGCAUUAGACAUUGUAGUUUAAUGCGAGCCAUUUCAGUCACUAAUAAUUUAUUUGACUUUCAGAAGCAUUAACUUACCUGAGCAUUAUAGAUGAAGGACAGCGCAGCAGCCAGACUCAAUCUUCACUCUCUGCUGUAGGUCUACGCGACAAUCUCAAAAGUUUAAAAUAAGGUCCCUGUUUUCAACAAAAACUUGGAAAACUACUUAUGUACUAUACACGUGAACAUUGUGAAAAUAAUUUUGUUUCAUCUGUGAAUUUAUUUAUGCCAGUUGGUGCGAUUGUGAAGUAUAUGUUAAAUAUUUCUCUUUGAUUAUGACAGAUAAUUCAAUCCAAGAGAUCAGCAAAAAUUGUUUGAGAUGAUACAGGCUUCAUUUUCAGUUUAGGAGUUAUUUUGAACUGAAUAUGAAGACAGCUCUUUCUUUGUGUUUAUAUUUACUCUACAAGUGUGAAGGCAGUGCUCAUAGUUUCAUAAGACAUAGGAGCAGAAUUAGGCCAUUUGGCCCAAUGAGUCUACUCCGCCAUUCAAUCAUGGCUGAUCUAUCUUUCUCUCAACCGCCUUCUCCUUGAAACCCUUACUGAUCAAGAAGCUAUCAAUAUCUGCUUUAAAAAUACCUAAUGACGGCCUACACAGCCAUCUGGGUGUGAUGAAUUCUACUCAUUCACCACCCUGUGGCUGAAGAAAUUCCUCCUCAUCUCCAUUCUAGGUACGCCCUUUUAUUCUGAGGCUGUGCCCUCUGGUCCUAGACUCCCACUACUGCAAACAUCCUCUCCACAUCCACUCUUGCCAGGCAUGAGACUCCAGUGAAUAACAAAAGCUCAGGAUCUCUUCAGACUGUGAGAACAGGAGUUUUAUUUUUAGAAUCAACAUCAUAGUUUCACUGAUCCAUGAUUAUGGUAGCUCACAGCCCUAAACAUACAAACAUUGAGUUGCCCAAUUUUAAGGUAACAACCCAACUCCCUUUUCCCCUGCCUUAGCUUGGUGCACACACAUUUCUCCCGUUAUCCCACCCCUUCCCCCUAUAUCUUCCUCUGGCUUCACAUUUCUCUUCUCUUGCACCUUUUUGUCUCCUUUUCACCUCUGCCCUCUUUGUCCACCCAACUACGACAAUCACAACCGCCCCACUCCUCAGCUGUAUCCACCCAUCACUUGCCCGAUUUUGCCCUGCCUUUCAUCUCACUUCCUUCCCCACCACCAGUCUGACCCAAAACAUCACCCGCCCAUCCCCCCCACGGAUUCUGCCUGACCCGCUGAGUUCCUCCAGCACUUUGUGUUUUUUCUUCCUUUUAAGCAAGCCGCCUGAAUUGCAGAAUGAGAAAAUACUGGCACAUGAUCACUGACAUAUCUCAAAUAAAACACAUUAAAGUCCAUGGAAAACACAAAGUGGUAGUGGGAAUCAAUCUGUCAUGCUAUCACUGAAUGUUAUAGCUCCCCCAGCACUUGUUUGACAAACUAAAGUGAAAUCUUUACCUCGAAAGAAAGAUUGUGCACUCUUUAUAUGUAAUGUGCUGUUUUCCCAGCUAAAUCAAAUAUUUUAUAAAUGGAAUCAAAUUCCUUUUAAUCAGGCAACAUGUUUCUAUUUUGUCACUCCACUGUGGUUGAUAAUUUAUUAACGGUGUGAAUGAGGGCAGCACCGAGGUGCCGCUGGUAGAGCUGCCGUCUCACAGUUCGAUCCUGACCUCAGGUGCAGUCUGUGGAGUUUGCACAUUCUCCGUGACCAUGUGGGUUUCCUCCGGGUGCUCCGGUUUAUUUUCACAUCCUAAAGA